This is a messenger RNA of Rhineura floridana, 666 nucleotides long. RefSeq names its product E3 ubiquitin-protein ligase ZNRF4-like. The transcript has a single exon. The coding region runs from base 1 to 666 and encodes 221 amino acids. Lineage: Eukaryota; Metazoa; Chordata; Lepidosauria; Squamata; Rhineuridae. The record is from RefSeq and is a predicted model, not a curated record.
AUGGUGAUCCCCCUCUUCCUCUUCUAUAUGCCCACCAGUGAAGCCUUAAUUCGCGCUGUGUACAACCACAAUGGCAUUAGCCAAGAUUUUGAUGCCUUGCCUUCACAUUUCGGGCCUUCCCUCCACCGUGAAGGUCUUCUGGGUUACCUCAUGGAAGCCAGGCCAGCCAAUGCCUGCCAACCCAUCGACGCUCCUCCAUCUGCCAAUGGGUCCUUUGCCGCCUUCAUCGCUCUCAUCCAGAGGUAUGACUGCCCCUUCACCACCAAGGUCCUUCAUGCCCAGCGAGCUGGCUAUCACGCUGCUGUUGUUCACAAUGUCGACUCGCAAGCCCUGGUGACCAUGCUGAGUGAAAAGGAGAAUAUGAAAGAGAUGGUCAACAUCCCUUCUCUGUUCAUCAGUGAAUCGGCUUCCACCCAGCUCAGAAGGAUCUUCCAUUAUGACCCAACCGCUUAUCUCAUCCUCAUUCCAGAAUGCCAUUGGCUCUCCUGCUGGGAUGUCAGAUACAGCUGCCAGUCAAAUCCUCAAACGUCUAGGCAAGGCCUUCCGAAGCAGACUUUCCCCUGUUUCCAGACACAUUGCCAUCUCUUCAGCCACAUCCAUUACCUGCUUUUUGGCCUCACGCUGGUCAUCUGGGGGGUGGCUUUGUACGUACUGUGCUGUUUGUAA